UCGGGCUUUGACGCGGUACCUCAGAGCGGAAGUGAUGCCGUCGAACCGAAAGCUGUCCCACGUGUUUUUGUUUGUUGUUGAAAAACGAAUAUAAUGAAGUGGAGUAGAUAUACCUGAGGUCGGUUUUAUUUGAUAUCGCAUUUUACGCUGCUAAUGUUGAAAAUUCUGCCUUAUUUAAUGAGCAUAAAGUGAUGCCGGUGCUUUGAUUCUGAAGGGCAUCGUAUCCUGUUGGUUAGCAGCAGCUACUGUUUCAUUAAUAAUUAGAUUUUUAAUAAAUAAAUAAAUAAUCUGUUAAAAGCCACAUAAAUUGUCGAUAUGAACCAUGUAACUAGAUUUUUUAGGCCAGCAAAAACCGACAAACCGUCUUAAAAUGAUUUAAGGUUCUGAUUUUUAUUGGGGGAUAUAUGAGCAAGUUAUUAAAAGCAAAUAUGCAGGCAUGGAAAACAAGUAUCCAAAUACUCCUAGCGUCCAAUCGAACUGGGAUUAGAUGUUGCUCAGCAGGGCUGAAGGACUUGCAUUUCACACAACGUGAAGCCUAUAGCUGCACAAGAGCGCUGUUUUGUCCGAGAGACAGUGUUUCGAAGUCAGGGGAGAGAUUUAACCCUAGCAAACUCAAAAAGCAGUCCAAGCAGCAUAAAUACGCCUCUGCCAGAGAGGACCUUUCCAGAUCGGCAAAGACGCAGAAGGGAAAAUUGUCAUCAGAGCUUCAGAAACUGAGGUUCGAGGAUUUCAGCGAGUCAGAAAGAGGACGGGCUCUGAGGCAUGCCGGAAAAGAAUCGGAGUUAAACGAAGAUGAACACUUGGAGAUCGUGUUCGGCGUGGCCCCGUGUCUGCUGGCCCUCACGCAGAACCGGAGGAGGCCGAGUCGUCUGUUCGUGAAGAGCGGGGACGGGCCGCAGAGAGACACGCUCUUGAGGGUCUGUCAGGAGGCCCUCAGGCGGGGGGUGCAGGUACAGAGGGUCAGUAAGCCAACACUGGAUAAGAUGUGUGGUGGGAAGGUGCACCAGGGGUUGUGUCUGCAGGCCAGUCCUCUUGAGUUCGCCACCGAGGAAAAACCAGCGAGAUCUCCAGAGGUGAAGAAUCACCGGGCAUUAUGGCUGGUUUUGGACGGAGUGCAGGAUCCAAUGAAUCUCGGUGCCAUUUUGAGGUCUGCAUAUUUCCUGGGAGUGGAUCGAAUUGCCAGCAGCAUCCAUGACAGCUGUCCUCUGACGCCCACAGUGAGUAAAGCCAGUGCAGGUGUGAUGGAGGUCACCCAGGUGUUUGGAUACAGCAGCUUGAAAGAUAUGAUUAAGGUGAAAGCAGAAGAAGGUUGGCAAGUAGUUGGUACUGUUGGGUUAGAAGAAAGCAGUCCUAAGUCCACAGUUCUGCCAUGUUCAGAUUUCAAGAUGUCCAGACAUACACUACUGUUAAUGGGUGGAGAAGGUGACGGUCUUUCUCCAGAACUGCGUCAGAUGUGUGACGUCCUGCUCACCAUCCCUCCACGCAGAAACCUGCACCCUGGGGUAGAAUCUCUCAAUGUGUCUGUAGCCACAGGCAUUCUGCUGCACUCUCUUCUGUCCACACGCACAGGAAGCUGAUGAUGAUGAUGAUGAUGGCAUCAACGACAAGGCAGCAGCAUUAUUUACUCAGACGUCUCUCAUUAGCCCCCUACAGUGAUUAAUGACUGGAUUACUUCAUCAAUUAACAGUCUGAGUGUCUGGAGAAGCUCAUUGAUCAGAUAAAGAGAGGCUGGAGAUUCAUUCCGGACCAGUUACUGACUAUGACCACCUUGUUUAAGACAAGACCUCACUACACGGGGUCACCGGCGGGAAACUGAAUUUUAUAAACAGAGGCGUAACGUUUUAAUUAUUAAUUUUCUUCAUGAAGGAGAUUAGUUCACGUGCUUUAUUAACUACAAGCUACAUGGACUGAUGAGAAGCUACGCUAAAUAUAGAUGAUGUUCAUAUAUUUGAAACAGCAUGGAUUAAACGGUACAAUACAAACAAA
This is a messenger RNA of Puntigrus tetrazona (Sumatra barb), 1986 nucleotides long. It is a transcript of the gene mrm1, whose product is annotated as mitochondrial rRNA methyltransferase 1 homolog (S. cerevisiae). Bases 405 to 1577 code for a protein of 390 amino acids. Gene Ontology annotation, molecular function: RNA binding; RNA methyltransferase activity. Gene Ontology annotation, cellular component: mitochondrion. Gene Ontology annotation, biological process: rRNA methylation. The transcript has 5 exons. The record is from RefSeq and is a predicted model, not a curated record. NCBI's taxonomy places the organism in Eukaryota, Metazoa, Chordata, Actinopteri, Cypriniformes, Cyprinidae.